Molecule: messenger RNA, 999 nt
Organism: Linnemannia hyalina
Lineage: Eukaryota; Fungi; Mortierellomycota; Mortierellomycetes; Mortierellales; Mortierellaceae
Source: the annotation of a GenBank genome assembly
AUGCUGGAAUCGAUAUACAACAUCGACUUCUGGAAGACAUACAUCCUCAAGCCCAAUUUCUCAACGGACGACAUUCCCGACCUCACCUCAAAGGUCGCCAUCGUCACCGGAGGAAACGCAGGACUCGGUUACGAGACAUCCCUCGCCCUCGCCGCAAAGGGCGCUCAUGUCUUCCUCGCCUGCAGGAACAAGACAAAGGCCCUCGACGCAAUCGAACGGCUCGAGCGGGAGCUUUCCGAGACCGCACCCCAUCUCUACCCCAAACUCGACUUUCUCUACCUCGACCUUGCCGACCUCCGGUCCGUCGCAAAGACGGCGCAAAGGUUCCUCUCCAAGGGCCUCUCGCUCAAUAUCCUGGUCAACAAUGCCGGCCUCGGACUGGUACCGCCUACUCUCAGCAAGGACGGUGUCGAGCUCGUUUUUGCCGUCAAUCAUUUGGGACACUUCCUGCUAACACAACUCUUGUUGCCAAAACUGAUCGAGUCGCAACCGUCAAGGAUCAUCAACGUCAGUUCAAUGGCUCACGAGUUCGAAGUACCCCUGGGAGGCAUUCAAUUCGGGACGCUGAGCCAAGCAGACGGAGAGUCACCACUUGUAAACUACAACCGAUCCAAACUCGCCAAUAUCCUCUACACCAAGGCGCUUGCACGCCGGCUAACGAAUGCAGGACACGACAGAGUCUUUGUGAAUGCGGUUUAUCCAGGAUAUUGUCUGACAGGAAUCGACGGUGAUUUGUCCCUUACUCAGGGGAUGGUUAUCUCCAAACUGCUCACACUGACAAGAGCAUGGGCUGGACGCACUGCUGCCGACGGCGCGCUCAGUCAGCUCUACUGCUCUACGAGCCCAGAGAUUGAAGAGAAGAGGCUAUCAGGCCGUUACUUUAUCCCCGAUGCACAUGAACUCCGUCCAAGUCCAUACGCAAUGAACAAGGAAUUACAGGAACGACUAUACAAGUACUCGGAGGACUUUGUAGUCAAGCGAGGGCUGCUUACAACAUAG